Messenger RNA from Malus domestica (apple), 1412 nucleotides. RefSeq lists its product as uncharacterized. Lineage: Eukaryota; Viridiplantae; Streptophyta; Magnoliopsida; Rosales; Rosaceae. The record is from RefSeq and is a predicted model, not a curated record.
GCUGCUUUGCAAGGGGCGAGGAGGGAACGUCUAUCGUACGCAGCCUUACUCUUACUGCGCAAAGAAGUUUCCACGACUCAAACCCAUGACCUUUUAGUCACAAAUAAACCACCUUUCCUUAGAACCAAUGAAUGAAUAUGCAAGUUUGUGUAUUUGCCUAUUUCUUGAUGGAUUUGAAGUGGACAUUGUUGAAGUUUAGUUUUCACUUUUCAGGUCCAAAGAAUGAUUCCCAAAACCAGUUUUCAUGGCUAAAAAUCGUGGAGCAUUGAACUAGAGGAGGAAACCUUCCUGUAACGGGGAUGCCAAUAUGGCGCUAUCCUCAACUGACCAAGCGUUGCCAUGUGAAACAGUUUAAACACUAAUGUGGUUACUUGGCUUAAUAAGAUAGCACUACAAUGUCAUUCCAGUUGUUUGUAAGUUCUUCUCGAACUUCCUGCCUAGAAAACCGUUUGAACUAAGAAGUCAUAUAGGCAGCUCCACCCCCUCUUUGUAGGGUUUAGACUUUUAGACCUAAGUUGAUUUUGGUAGUUUUGGCCCCUACCCAAAUCUUUUUCCUUGAUAAAUUGAUCAACUUUAGUGAUAUUUGUCUUUUAGCCUAUUGCACUCAUGUGAAUGCAAAAAAAUUAUAAAAUAGUCAGUUUAGAGUGGAGAUGGUUAGCGUCAGAUUUGUUAUUCAACUCAUAUGGUAAGAGUCUUUGAAAAUUCAUGGGAAGCAUGAGGAAUCCGAUUCCAUUCAGCCACAACCAGUACAAAUUAUCUCUAAAUUUUUGUUAUUGGAGAAUAAUCUUUCCCACUCAGCCUUGCACUAGGGCUUCGUGUUUAAGCUUCUAACUUCUACUCUUUGAAAGAGCAUCCACAGGGGACAUUUUCACCUUUUUAAGCUUCAUAAGAGAUCCAAGUUAGAGAACAGAAGGUGGUUUCUCCCGACUCUCCUAAGUUGGUAUCAUAAAAUGGAACUUGGAGCAACGUGGAGGACGAGCAGGUUUUCAUCAUACGAGAAGCUGGUGGCGAUAGGGUUGGCCCUUCUAGCCGUGCUUUCUCCUCUCUACAUCGACCGCAGAACUACAGAUGAUUCAGAGCUUGAUUCGGAGGAGCCUAUCAGCUUCGCUUCUUGGCUGCCUUUGCUGCUCUUGGUGUUGAUCUUGGCCAUCGCUUUGUCACUUUUCUUAGACAGAAGCUUUUCCAGGUUUGAUCCCUAUUGGAUUCACAGAGUUGGCGGUUCUUCGAGUGGUAUAACAAUAAUCCUCAUGGUUCUGGCUUUGGUUUUGAAGUGUAAAUCUUCCAUUAGGAACUGGGACGCUUAAGCUCAAAUCUUUUGCAGUACUUUCUCGUUUUACUGUGUAAUUUGCUCUACGUUAUGCGGAACAGAGUUCAUGCAUAAAUAAAUAAGAGUUAGCAGCUUCUUCUCUGCA